UACAAGUACUGGAUCACCUUUAUCGACGCUCAUACUCGCUUUUUCGUCGUCUCCUUUCUCAGGAAGAAGAGUGACGCGUUCGAGGCCUUCAAAGCGUACAAGGCCUAUGCUGAGAACGCGCUAGGGGCAAUGAUCAAGUGCACCUUGGAUGACAAGGGUGGGGAGUACGUGAGUAAGGAGUGGGAUGCGUACUGUGUUCAGGAGGGGAUAGUGCGGAAGCACACCGAGACGGACGAGCCCUACCAGAAUGGGAUCUCUGAGCGCGCUAACCAGACUAUCCAGGCAGCGGUUACUGCUAUGCUUGUCGAAGCCAAGUUGCCUGCUUCGUUCUGGACUUAUGCUGUUCGCUGUUUUGUCCAUGUCCACAAUCGGCUGCCUACCUCUUCUCUGUCUGGUGCGAUUCCCUACUCUCUCUGGAAGAAGGGCAAGAAGCCGGACCUCUCUUACUUCAGGGUCUUUGGCUCACUUGCUUAUGUCCUGAUUCGCAAGGAUAAGCGCAAGGCUCUCCAGACCCAUACCAGGAAGUGUAUCUUUGUGGGUUAUGCGGACAGAGUUAGAGCUUGGCUGUUCUAUGACCCAGCUACUCGCAAGUUCUUCAACUCCUCUAAUGCUGUCUUUGACGAGCGCUGCUUCCCU
Molecule: messenger RNA, 636 nt
Organism: Gloeophyllum trabeum ATCC 11539
Lineage: Eukaryota; Fungi; Basidiomycota; Agaricomycetes; Gloeophyllales; Gloeophyllaceae
Product: ribonuclease H-like protein
Exons: 1
Biological process (GO): DNA integration
Molecular function (GO): nucleic acid binding
Source: RefSeq, a predicted model, not a curated record